UUUAGAUAAGGCAGGAACCAGUUGGUUAGUUCAGUUUGUUCACACUGUUUGCAAAGAGAGGACCAUGUUGAGGUUCAUCGCAUUUCUGGCUUUGUUUCUUGCUGUUACUGCUAGGAGUAACCCUCGGGUUAGCCACAUAGCUUACAGGGACUGGGUAAAUAGAUGGCAGAAUUUUGAUUCAUCGUUCUUUCAGAACGCGAAUAAAGACUCUGCAGAUCUUACAGGAUGGAAGCCAGCUGCAUUCAACUUCAACUGCACAGUGGAACCAUCGCCAUCACCCCCAACCUCAGUACACGCUUUACGACCAAGUGAUUUUGCUGUUGUCGCUGCAUUCGGAGACUCCAUCAUGGCUGGCAAUGGUGUUUUGUCCGACAUCAUUACUGAUGUUGCAUUCCAAAACAGGCAUCACAGCGCAUACGGAGGUGGUGCUGGGGAUAUAGCUUCUGGAGUAAGGACAAUGCCAAAUGUUCUUAAGUUGUUCAACACGGACUUGACUGGCUACAGCACAGACGAGAGCAGUGCAGGCGACCCAGAGGCUGGUAUGAAUGUUGCAGUUCCAGGAUGUACUGCUCAUUGUAUGCUGGAUCAGGCCACUGAUCUUGUGAACCAGAUGAUUGAUUCUGCCGAUAUUGACAUCGACAACGACUGGAAGGUUGUCAACAUCCUUAUUGGUGGCAACGAUCUCUGCAGAUCAUGCAAUGAUCAGGACUAUUAUAGUGCUGCCCGUUACGUAGAAGAAAUUCAGAACUCAAUCGACCAUUUGUUCGAGAACUCCCCGCGUACUUUGGUGAACGUAGUACCAAUGUUUGAUAUAACUCCUCUACCAGAAAUGAGUGAUGGCAUCAUGUGUGACACGCUACACGAUAUGUUCUGCGGUUGCGUAACUGAUGAUGCAACACGACCCGGCCUAAAACCACUUCAAGAAGCUUACGUGAGAGGACUUCAUGAUAUGGUCAACAGUGACCGAUAUGAGACGAGAGAUGACUUCACUGUAGUCAUUCAGACUGGAUUGGAAGAUGCGACUCCACCGAGACUUCCAAGUGGUGAAGUUGACAGAAGUUUCUGGUCACCCGAUUGCUUCCACCCGGGUACCAAAGCUCAUUAUGUCAUCGGAAUCCAGCUUUGGAAUACAAUGCUCCAGCCUGUAGGACAGAAGCAGACACUGGUGAACUGGGUCGAGCCUGGACAGGACCCCAUCAGCUGUCCAACAGCAGAGCGCCCAUACGUAUACACAAGAAGGAACAGUUCAUAAAUUAAAAGGAUAGACCUGAAAUUGGAAAGAAAUUAGCGUAUAUUAUGACAUCACAUGGUCUGAUUGACAGCAGAUUGACAGAAUUUGACAUUUUAUUAAUUAUGGGAUUAGUUAAAUGAAUAAAACUCUAACUAUUACAACAACAACAGAAUGAAUGAAUCUACAUGUUGAUAACUGCUAUUAUAUAUCUAAAUGUGAAUGUGUUUAGAAACGUUUGCGUUUAUUGCAUGUUUAGGUUGAAUAAUUAACGCGAUCAAACAUAAAUCAUUGAAUCAAAU
This is a messenger RNA of Owenia fusiformis, 1530 nucleotides long. The record is from the annotation of a GenBank genome assembly. NCBI's taxonomy places the organism in Eukaryota, Metazoa, Annelida, Polychaeta, Sabellida, Oweniidae.